Fraxinus pennsylvanica is the source of this 333-nucleotide messenger RNA. Lineage: Eukaryota; Viridiplantae; Streptophyta; Magnoliopsida; Lamiales; Oleaceae. The record is from the annotation of a GenBank genome assembly.
AUGGGAAUUGAAGAAAUGCCCAUGAUGGCGAUGAUGAUACCUGGGAUGGGGUUUGGCCCAGGAAUGGUAGCGCCAAAGGGGAAGGCCGAUGGGCCUGGUCCGAAAGAGAAGGAGAAGAAAGAGAAGACAUCGUUUGAUUUGAAACUCGAUGGGGGAUUUGAUGCCGCGGCCAAGAUCAAGAUAAUUAAGGAAGUGCUGGAGUGCACGGAUUUGGGGUUGAAGGAAGCCAAGGAGCUCGUGGAAAAGGCGCCCACGUUGUUGAAGAAGGGGGUUCCCAAAGAGGAAGCUGAGAAGAUUAUUGAGAAGAUGAAGGGAGUCGGGCUAAAGUCAUAA